CUUGUUGUGUUUCCGAUGUCGUACUCGAAUUUGAUGACGUUCGUCUCUGAGACUUUGUAGCUUCCAGCCAGCUGUUUAUUAAAAUUCACACUUUGUCGGAAGUCUCUUCUUACAUAGUGUGACAUUUUACCUGUCAGGUGACCUUCUAACGGAGUGUCGUCACAAGUGGGAGAGGGGGGACACUUCCCUCCACUAACACACAGCCUCUUUUACCACACACGGAUCUGUUUGGACCGCCAGCAUGGUGUUAGCAGAUUUAGGAAGGAAGAUCACCUCAGCGCUGAGGUCACUCAGCAAUGCUACCAUCAUCAAUGAGGAGGUUCUGAAUGCCAUGCUGAAGGAGGUGUGUGCCGCCCUGCUUGAGGCUGACGUCAACAUCAAAUUGGUCAAACAACUGAGAGAAAAUGUCAAGUCUGCUAUAGACCUGGAAGAGAUGGCAUCAGGCCUAAAUAAGAGGAGAAUGAUCCAGCACGCUGUUUUCAAGGAGCUGGUGAAGCUGGUGGAUCCUGGCGUGAAGGCUUGGACUCCUACUAAAGGGAAGAACAAUGUCAUCAUGUUUGUUGGUCUGCAGGGCAGUGGGAAAACGACAACCUGUUCCAAGCUGGCUUAUUAUUACCAGAGGAAAGGCUGGAAGACCUGCCUGAUCUGUGCCGACACCUUCAGAGCUGGUGCUUUUGAUCAGCUCAAACAGAAUGCAACCAAAGCCAGAAUUCCGUUCUAUGGAAGUUACACAGAGAUGGACCCAGUGGUCAUUGCCUCAGAAGGCGUGGAGAAGUUCAAAGGCGAGAACUUUGAGAUCAUCAUAGUGGACACUAGUGGGCGACACAAACAGGAAGACUCGCUGUUUGAGGAGAUGCUUCAAGUCUCUAACGCUGUGCAACCAGAUAACAUUGUCUAUGUGAUGGACGCCUCCAUCGGACAGGCCUGCGAGGCCCAGGCCAAGGCCUUCAAGGACAAAGUAGAUGUGGCUUCAGUGAUCGUCACCAAGCUGGAUGGACAUGCUAAAGGGGGCGGGGCUCUGAGCGCUGUUGCUGCCACCAGGAGUCCCAUCAUCUUCAUUGGAACAGGAGAACAUAUUGAUGACUUUGAGCCAUUUAAGACACAGCCUUUUAUCAGCAAACUGCUGGGAAUGGGGGACAUUGAAGGUUUGAUUGACAGAGUCAACGAGCUCAAGCUAGAUGAUAAUGAAGAGCUGAUUGACAAAUUGAAACACGGCCAGUUCACACUCAGAGACAUGUACGAACAGUUUCAGAACAUCAUGAAGAUGGGACCUUUUGGACAGAUCAUGGGUAUGAUCCCUGGAUUUGGGACCGACUUUAUGAGUAAAGGCAAUGAACAAGAGUCAAUGGCCAGGCUGAAGAAGCUCAUGACCAUCAUGGACAGCAUGAAUGACCAGGAAUUGGAUAGUAAAGAUGGUGCCAAACUCUUCAGCAAGCAACCCAGCAGGAUCCAGAGGGUCGCCCGGGGAUCAGGGGUUGCUACCCGUGAUGUCCAGGAGCUCCUAACACAGUACACAAAGUUUGCCCAGAUGGUGAAAAAGAUGGGUGGCAUUAAAGGUCUCUUUAAAGGAGGAGAUAUGUCAAAGAAUGUGAACCCAUCUCAGAUGGCCAAACUGAACCAACAGAUGGCAAAGAUGAUGGAUCCUCGAGUCCUCCACCAUAUGGGUGGCAUGGCUGGUCUUCAGUCAAUGAUGCGACAGUUCCAGCAGGGAGCCACCGGCAACAUGAAAGGCCUGAUGGGAUUCAACAACAUGUGACCGCCAACCGUUCCACUGCCUUAAAAACCAAACAAAAAAACCUCAAAGCUCUGCCUCCUCAAUGGAGGGGGAGCGGGAGAGGGGUGGACCUUGGUGAAGCAGGAAAACUUUAGAAAGUAAAACAAAAAAAGUACUAAAAUAAAUGAGGAUUUUGAAGUAGCAUUCUCUGCUGGUUUUCACUGAAGAUAAACCAGGUUUUCUGCUUGUAGACAAAGAGGAGCGAGAUGGUGAGGAUUUGGAGUCAGUCAGAUCAUUUGAAAAGGUCCUUCACCCUCUUACCCUAAGACAGACAAGAGUUCAGAGAUCAGUCUCACCUGUGGACCUUUUUUCCUGUUAAAUGCAGUGAGUGAAGAGAUGGAUAAAAGAGUUCAUCCCCUCCAGUUUAACACAGUUAUCUCAAAAAUACUAAAUGCUACCAUCAAAAUAAAAGGGUGUGUCAUCAGCAUAAACUGGUUGUUGGCUCGCUUUAAUGCACCACAUAAGGCAAAAAAAGACCCCCCACCCCCCAAGUCAUAUACCUGUCUGCCACCUGAUGCAGGGAGCAGUCUUAUCAUCACAUGCAUGAUGAAAAUUAGGAACAGGUGUGGUUGAAGAUAGAUGUAUCUUGAAAUGAGCCUGUCAGUUUUUUCAUGUCCAGGGUUUCUGGGUCUGUAUGUUUUCUGUCUCAGCACAAAUACUUGAAGCUGAUUGACUGAGCUCCAUCAAACCUAACCGCUGUGGAGAUGAUCAUGUCUGAAUUACACACCGUCGGUGUCUGCUGAAUUGUCAAAAAAACAAAUGCGAGAAGGAAUUGAAAGAGCCUGUAAACAGAUUUUUAUUUUAAGUCACCUGUGAUGGAUGCUGUGCACACAAGCUUCUCCUGUUUACUAUUUUACACUUUACUCAGCACACCUUAGUUUUAUCUGUACCAGACACACGGGAUUGAAGCUGACAGCCAGAGGGUCUCCUCACAUCUCGGACUGUUUAACACCGUGACAGGAGGUUUAUUGGGCCCUGUUCAGUCAUUAAGUUGUGUAUUAACGUUUAAUCAGCGGAGCGAGUGCCUGCCGUCUGAUUUUUGUCAUAUUAAUGGGAAUUUAAUGGAAUGAGUCGGAAGAAGCGUGAUAUUAGUUUGACUGUAUUUUGUCAUACAAUAAAAAAAUUUGUAAUUUCACUGUU
Molecule: messenger RNA, 2914 nt
Organism: Thalassophryne amazonica
Lineage: Eukaryota; Metazoa; Chordata; Actinopteri; Batrachoidiformes; Batrachoididae
Gene: srp54
Product: signal recognition particle 54
Exons: 17
Coding region: 242-1756 (504 amino acids)
Biological process (GO): SRP-dependent cotranslational protein targeting to membrane, translocation; SRP-dependent cotranslational protein targeting to membrane
Cellular component (GO): signal recognition particle, endoplasmic reticulum targeting; cytosol
Molecular function (GO): endoplasmic reticulum signal sequence receptor activity; GTPase activity; ATP hydrolysis activity
Source: RefSeq, a predicted model, not a curated record